Messenger RNA from Hypanus sabinus (Atlantic stingray), 4238 nucleotides. It is a transcript of the gene sting1, whose product is annotated as stimulator of interferon response cGAMP interactor 1. Gene Ontology annotation, molecular function: 2',3'-cyclic GMP-AMP binding; cyclic-di-GMP binding. The record is from RefSeq and is a predicted model, not a curated record. The transcript has 8 exons. The coding region runs from base 603 to 1679 and encodes 358 amino acids. Gene Ontology annotation, biological process: positive regulation of type I interferon production; activation of innate immune response; autophagosome assembly. Gene Ontology annotation, cellular component: endoplasmic reticulum membrane; autophagosome. NCBI's taxonomy places the organism in Eukaryota, Metazoa, Chordata, Chondrichthyes, Myliobatiformes, Dasyatidae.
AUCUGGCCUUUAUGACAAGUUUGAUAAAUACACCAUAUGAUAUAGAAACCUUAAAGUAAUUGUUUGGAUCUGGUGUAAUAAAACAAUUAACUUCCUAAGUAAACAUACACGAACAAAUGAUACCGUGAUAGCUGAGGCAUUAUUCAACGGCUCGUCAUUCACACUUUACAUAAGUCCCCCUCCCCCACUCCGCAGUGCAUCUUUAAUCGGACUGUCCUGGACCCCCACUCCGCAGUGCAUCUUUAAUCGGACUGUCCUGGACCCCCUUCUUCCAGACAACCUGCUAUCCCUCCACAAAGUCCUCACUCCUUUACCGUGCACCCCUGGCUAAUCUAGUCUCCGUCGUCUGCCCUCAGCUCUCAGCCGCUGUGAGGUGGUAACCAGACGGCGCUGCCCAGUUUAAGGAAGCUCAGUGCGACCCCGGUAUCCUCUGCUCACCCAAGCAUUAAAAAAAUCGAAACCCGCCUCAAUUCCAAAUAGGCUGUGCGUGUGCGUAUCUUCAGCAACUUCCGGAAAUCGUGUACGUGACUUAUCGGAAAGAUCAGCAUUCGGGAGAAGAGCCGGGCUGUGGUAACAAGAUUAAGUUACUCUCUGUCAGCGAGAUGUUUUCGGAUCAUAUACCAUUGCCUCGUGGAAAUGCAGAGUGCUGGUCCUCUGCAAUUGUUAUACUUGCCUCUAUUGUCUAUAUGCUCCAUAUUGAUCCAGCAGAUGCGGUGCAGCAUGUUUUGCGUCACCUGUUGAUCCUGCUUCUUUCAAGGUUCUGCAAACAUUUCUGCCAGUUUGUGGAAGAGUUCAGACACAUCCCUUCUAGGUACAAAAACUGCUGGGAGGCUUUCAGAGCAUCAGUUAACUUAAUGGAAUGUGCUUCUGGAAUAAUCCUUUUCUUAGUGUUAUGCUACCAACCUAAUGGGAGUAAAGAUAAUGGUGUAGCUAUCUGGAGUUCUUUUGGAAAGGACAUGAGCGCUGCCUGUCUCUGCUACUCGUUGCUGAAAAUUAUUAAUAGUGAUCACACAACAGCUGAAAUUUCAACCAUUUCUGAGAAGAAUAAGCUUAAUGUCGCUCAUGGAUUAGCUUGGUCUUAUUACAUUGGUUACUUGAAGUUAAUUUUACCUACCCUGGAAGGUAGAAUAAACAGUAUCAUUAAAGAAGUACCAGAGCAUAUUGGAAUCGAGAAGUUGUACAUCCUAAUUCCGUUCAGCUGUAAGAUUUAUGAUAGACUGGAAAAGAAGGACAAUAGGAUCAAAUUCCAUCACAAUCUACCAGAGGUCCACCUUGAUAGAGCAGGGAUAAAAGAAAGAAGUUACACAAACAGCAUUUAUUUAGUUAGUGAUGAAAAGGGGAAGUCUCAUCACUGUAUCCUUGAAUAUGCCACUCCACUGCAAUCCCUGUUUGAAAUGUCCAAUGAUGCCACAGCAGCAAUAAGCAAGGAGCAGCGUUUGGAGCAGGCCAAGCUGUUCUACGUCAUCUUGAACAAUAUACUGAACAACUCUCUAGAAUGUGCUGGACUCUUCAAACUAAUUCCGUAUGAUGAUGAUUUGGAGGAUAGUAAAGAGAAUACUCAUUUUUUAUCUACAAUGAUUCUAAAUGGUUUGAAGCAGGAGAGAAUAGAAUACCCAAUACCAGAGGAAAACACUUGGGAUGAAACAUCAAAUGCUGGUUUUCAAAGUGCUCAAGAAUAAUGCCACGUCCGCUGCCUGCCUGCCUGUCGUUUCGAUACAAUGUGUAUCCUUGGAUAUGAAGUUCCCAGCUAUACUCUUCUUUCAACCAUGAUUCAGUGAAGCCUACACCAUACCUUUCAAUCUGCAACUGUGCGGCAAGUUCAUCUACCUUAUUCCGUAUACUGCGUGCAUUCAAAUAUAACACCUUCAGUCUUGUAUUCACCCUUUUCUAUUUUGUCCACCUUUUAUAUUGUAACUCAUCCUGUUGACUGCAAUCAACAGCCUCUCCUUACUACUCAUUGCCUUUAUUUGCCUACCAGCUACCUCAUCUUCAGCACAAUUAUUGGCCUUACCCACGAUGCCUCUUGCAGCUUAGGUCACUCUGGUUCUCAUCCCCGUGCAAAUCUAGUUUAAACCCCACUGUGCAGCAUUAGCAAACCUUCCUGCUCGGAUAUUAGUCCCCCACCAGUUCAGGUGAAAACUGUCCUUUCUGUACAGAUCCCACCUUCCCUGGAAGAGAGCCCACAGAUCCAAAAAUCUUAAGCCUCUCUCCUACACCAACUCCUCAACUGCAUAUUAAACUGUGUAAUCUUCCUAGUUCUGGCCUCAUUAGCAUGUGGCAUGGUCAGCAAUCCUGAGGUCACAACCCUGGAGGUCCUGCACUUUAGCUUUGCACCUAAAACUCCCUAAACACCCAGUGCAGAGCCUCGUCACUUGUCUUACCCAUGUCAUUGGUACCUACAUGGACCUUGACUUCUGGCUGUUCACCUGCCACUAAAGAAGCUGAGGACUCUAUCCGAGUUAUCCCUGGGAGACAACAUGCCAUCCGGGAAUCUCGUUCUCAGCCACAGAACCUCCUAUCCGUUCCCCUAACUAAUGAAUCCCCUAUCAAUGCAGCAUGCCCCUUCUCCCUCCUACCCUUCUCAGUCAUAGAGGCAGACUCAGCGCCAGAGGCACACCUACUGCAACUUUGCUCUGUUACGUAAUCCCCCUGACAGUAUCCAAAGUGAUAUACCUGUCAUUAAGGGGAAUGGUCACAUUGGCUCCUUAACCCUUUUCCCCUUCCUGACUGUCACCUAGUUUCCUGUGUCCUGCACCUUGGGUAUAGCUACCUCCCAAUAUGUCCUAUCACCCCUUCAGUUUUCCGAAUCCGGAGUUCAUUCAGUCCCAGCUCCAACUCCUUAAUGCAGUUUUUUAGAAGCUGUAGCUGGACACACUUCCUGCAUUUAUAGUCAUCAGGGACACUUGAGGUCUCCCUGCCUUCCCACAUCCCGCAAGAGGAGCAUUUCACUGUCCUGCCUGUCAUGCGUACUGUACUGGCUGAGCAGUUAGAAAGAAGGGAAUGCAAAAAAAAUGGAGCUUUUCUUUUCAUUGCUUUCUCUGAGUGAACCCUCUCUGGGCUGAAGCAUCAAAGAGCUAAAACGUUAAAGAUCACCACUCUGACUAUGUCCACUCAGAUGACAGCCAAUGCAAUGAUGGUUGAUAUGCUUGCCCCGCUUUCCUUUAAUUUGCUGUUGCUGAUCAAUCCCAAAUACUAAUUGGUUGCUGGUCAAAUCUCUUUUACGCUUCUGCAACCUGCUCCUACCUCUUAUCCUCAUACAGCAGACCUCAUUGAAGUCCACUCCUCUCCAAACUUCCAAUGUCCAGAUUGGCCACUGGUCAAAGCUCUAAAGAAGAACGACCACCUGGCCUGCCUGGAAUUCGGUCACUUGGCUUCCUGAAUAUAAGUCAGGUUUUUGUCGUCUGUUCAUCUGAUAAAAGGGUUCCUGCCCCUCUCAAGCCAGUAACACCGUGUAUCCUGAGCCAAAUUGACUGUGAGAAGCUCUCUAUUUCCAAUGUCGUAGUUCACCUCUGCCGGGGAUAGCUGCCUAGAAAAGAAUUCACAUGGGUGCAGUUUAUUGUCUGAAGGUGUCCAUGGAGAAAAUAUUGCACUCACACUAACGUCCAAGGCUUCCAUCCCCACAAUGAAGGGAAAGUCCAGGUUGAGUGUAACGAAAAUGGGAGCUGUGAUGAACCGCUGUUUGAGCUCUGCAAAAGCAGUCUCCACUUCGGUAGUCCAAACAAAAGGGCCCUUGGAUUUCUUGGUUCAAGCUGAAGUUUCUGAUGAACUUUUGGUAAAAUUUGCAAAUUCCAGGAAUCAUUGGACUUGUUUCACACUGAAUGCUUGUGGCCAAUCUCCGACUGCCUGUAUCCUACUGUGGUCCAUCUUGAGAUUGCCAUUAGAGAUGAUGAAACCCAAAAAUGGAAUACUGGAUACAUGACAUUCCAGCUUAAUGAAAAAGCCUCUCCAUUUUCAAGAAGCUUCUUUAAGAAAUGUCUGACAUGAGCAACAUGUUCCUCCAUGGACUUCAAGAAAAUUAGAUGAAGGCAUACUUAAUGGAGAGCAUCCCAGAGCAUGUCAUUUUUAAAGGCCUGGAAAACUGCUGACACAUUCACAAAGCCAAAGGGUAUGACGAGGUAUUCAUGCUCUAUCGGUAUUGUUAUGUACCCCUAGGGUUCAUAUUUUCUGUGGACUAACACUGUAAAAUGUCAGUAGAAUGAGGCUGUCUUUUGGACACUGACCCCCCCCCCCCCCGUGAA